UCCUAAAAUUGCAAGCAUCUACUCUCAAUAUGUUAUUGUCUGCCCUGUGAGCAUUUUUUUUCUUCCUGUCAGCCAGUUCACUGUUCUAGCAGUUUAUGUCUCGCGAGAGAAGCUGAGCACGGGCUUGACGAGAUCUGAGGCGCUCAGGUGUAAGAGGCUCUCUCAUCCCCAGCAGUGGGGAAACAGUAGACAGAUAAGUGCGUCUGAGAGACUGCAGGCAUCUCUGUGAUCUCCGGGCUCAAGGCUGCACUCAGCGCGCUGUUCUGCAUCAUUACCGGAAAGGCAAAGACUCUCCGCGCGUCUAUGAGCGGUUCCCCCCUCUCUCGCAGCCGUUUCGCCCGCUUUUUUCCCCCCGUGCACUUUAAUUGGAGAAGCUCGCCAAGAUGAUGUCCAUGAACAGCAAACAGCCGCACUUCGCCAUGCAUCCCUCUUUGCCCGAGCCGAAGUACACCACUCUGCAUUCCAGCUCGGAAGCUAUAAGGAGAGCCUGCCUACAAACUCCACAGCUUCAGAGUAACAUAUUCGCCAGCCUGGAUGAGACCCUGCUGGCCCGGGCAGAGGCUCUGGCGGCCGUGGACAUCGCGGUGUCCCAGGGCAAGGCGCACCCCUUCAAGCCCGACGCCACCUACCACACGAUGAGCACGGUGCCGUGCUCGUCCACGUCCACGGUUCCCCUCGCACACCAUCACCACCACCACCAUCACCACCACCACCAGAACCUGGAGCCUCCGGACAUUAUGGACCACAUCAGCUCGCCGUCCCUCACCCUGAUGUCGAGUGCGCACGACGGGACAGGCGGUGGAGGCGGCGGGGCAGGCGGAGGCGGCGGCGGAGGACUCAUCUCCAGCUCGUCUGCCCACCCGCACUCGCACAUGCACGGCUUGAGCCACCUGUCCCACCAAGCAAUGAGCAUGAACUCGCCGCUCACCCACCACGGGCUCUUACCGGGCCAUCACGGGGGGAGCCAAGGCGGCCCGGGGCUCACUAAUCCCGGACUCUCCUCCAUCAAUGACUCGGACACGGACCCAAGGGAGCUGGAGGCUUUUGCGGAGCGCUUCAAGCAGCGGAGGAUCAAGCUGGGGGUGACCCAGGCGGACGUGGGCAGUGCGCUGGCUAAUCUCAAAAUCCCCGGCGUGGGAUCACUCAGCCAAAGUACAAUUUGUCGAUUUGAGUCAUUAACUCUGUCCCACAACAACAUGAUCGCGCUCAAGCCCAUCCUGCAGGCCUGGCUGGAGGAGGCCGAGGGGGCCCAGAGGGAGAAAAUGAGCAAACCGGACAUUUUCAACGGGGGGGAAAAGAAACGCAAGCGGACCUCGAUAGCGGCACCGGAGAAGAGGUCCUUGGAGGCGUACUUCGCCGUGCAGCCUCGGCCGUCCUCCGAGAAAAUCGCGGCUAUCGCGGAAAAGUUGGACCUGAAAAAAAACGUGGUGCGAGUGUGGUUUUGCAACCAAAGACAGAAGCAGAAGAGGUUGAAAUUUUCUG
Molecule: messenger RNA, 1482 nt
Organism: Oryzias melastigma (Indian medaka)
Lineage: Eukaryota; Metazoa; Chordata; Actinopteri; Beloniformes; Adrianichthyidae
Gene: pou4f1
Product: POU class 4 homeobox 1
Biological process (GO): regulation of transcription by RNA polymerase II
Molecular function (GO): DNA-binding transcription factor activity, RNA polymerase II-specific; RNA polymerase II cis-regulatory region sequence-specific DNA binding
Source: RefSeq, a predicted model, not a curated record